This is a messenger RNA of Eruca vesicaria subsp. sativa (arugula), 855 nucleotides long. The record is from the annotation of a GenBank genome assembly. NCBI's taxonomy places the organism in Eukaryota, Viridiplantae, Streptophyta, Magnoliopsida, Brassicales, Brassicaceae.
AUGAGUUUUUCUUCAAGACCCGUUUCAAGUCCGGGUCGAACCGAAAACCCGCCUCUACUUAUGCGGUUUUUACGAACCACGGCCGGAAGCAGAAGCAGACAUCGCUCCCGUUCUCGUCCCCGUUCAAAAAAACCUAUAUUUUUCCGGCGAAAAAACGCGACGGAGACGCAAGAACCGUCUUCGCCUAAAGUCACAUGCAUGGGUCAAGUAAGGAUAACCCGCUCCAAGAAACCCAAACCGGGAACUAACCGUGUCAACGGAGGUCACUUGCGUGGUGGUGCAAAUGAAAGUCGCCGGCGUAGACGGUGUGGAUGGGUCAAGAACGCGUUUUCUUGCCACCCUUUCUCCGGGAGACUAAAACCGACAUGUUUUACCCCUGCUUGGAGAAAAUGGAAGUCGUUUACUAAUGUUAGUUUCUCGAGGAAGUCAGAGAAGAGGUCAAGCUCCUCGAGGAGUGAACCUAUCUUCAGCCGCUCAACGGUGGAGCCUGAAGAAGCUGAGGAGGUUCGAAAGAAAGAACGUAAACAAGAAGAAGAAGAUGAAGAUUUGCCAGCUACUCCGCCAAGAAACGCUUUCUUACUUACUCGAUGCAGAUCUGCACCGUAUAGAUCUCCUUCAUUGGGUGAUAACUUCUUGGAAGAAGAGACAAAGGAAUCUCACUUCCAACGACAUGGUAAUGACGUCAUUGCAUCGCCGGAAAAUGUGUCGGUUUCGAGUGAGGUGAGUGAGGGAGUGAAACGGUGUGUUUUGGGAUCACCACGACGACAGUGUAUGGUACUCACGCGCUGUAAGUCGGAGCCUGCGAGGUUAGGAGAGAAACUAGUACCCGAGAACCGAAGGUUGGGAUACACGUAA